This is a messenger RNA of Anguilla rostrata (American eel), 6595 nucleotides long. Its product is annotated as general transcription factor 3C polypeptide 1. Bases 160 to 6444 code for a protein of 2094 amino acids. NCBI's taxonomy places the organism in Eukaryota, Metazoa, Chordata, Actinopteri, Anguilliformes, Anguillidae. The transcript is spliced from 38 exons. The record is from RefSeq and is a predicted model, not a curated record. Gene Ontology annotation, cellular component: transcription factor TFIIIC complex. Gene Ontology annotation, molecular function: DNA binding. Gene Ontology annotation, biological process: 5S class rRNA transcription by RNA polymerase III; transcription initiation at RNA polymerase III promoter.
AUGAAACGUAAAGCACAAUGUCGAAGGUCAAAUGUGAAGAACGUCACAAGCGUAGGGCAAGCGGUUGGAGCAAGACGUUGUUCUAAGCUAGCUACGCCAACGUUAGCUCAACAUGUAACGCUAUGAUUGCUCUCUGUGCAAUUCCACAUACGUGCGACGAUGGAUGCUCUCCAAAUGCUUAUCGAUGAAGUUGCUCUGGAAGGUUUGGAUGGGAUAACAAUCUCUUCUCUCUGGAUCCGUCUUGAGGACAGAAGUCCCAAGUUCCCUCUAAAGCUAGACCUUGCUACAAAGGAGCUUCUUUGGAAAUCAUUGGUGUGUGAUCCAGAUAUCGAAUUAUACGAAUUGCCAAGGGAAAGGGCGCAACUCAAAUUAUUUGACCGGUUUGCAGAGAUCGACCCAGAAACCGGCAUACAGGAGGUUCGGCGGGCAACGCCAUCUCCAGACAUACCGGAAGACUGUUAUCCUGUCAAAGUCAUUCAGGAAAACGAAGACGGGAUUCAAGGAUCUUGUCCGUUUUUUGAAGAACGGAAAAAUAUUACCAGUCAAGUCAGGACUGUUGACUUUAAACCAUGCAGCUCUCUUGAAGAUGCCAUUGAUAAAUGGGGAGAGAAGCUCGUUAUGGUCGCAUCUCAAAAGGUCCGUUUCAGGACUUUGAUUGGAUGUGAAGGGGAUCCUGACCUUAAAUUGUCAGACCAUUCAUACUGCAUCUUGGAGCGACUGGGCAGGGCAAGAUGGCAGGGAGAGCUCCAAAGAGAUCUACACAGCAGAAUCUUCAAAACAGACGCUGGAAAAAUGCACUACCUGAGGAAGUCUCUGGACAAGAACGGUCUGAUCACCCUCCAGUCUCAUGUAAUCCGAAUGGCAAACGGUGGCCAACAGUAUUCCAUCCUUAUCCUCCUCAAGAGAUUCCAUGUGGACAGGAGGAGCAAGUAUGACAUCCUGAUGGAGAAAACCUCCAACAUAUUGUCUGUAUGCCCAAAAAAUAUUGGUGCGAUGAUCAAACUGCGAGAGCAGCUGUGUGUGUGCGAGCGGACGUUCAAGCGUGUGUACCAGUACAUGAUGGCUGCCAAGCUGGUUCAGAUUGUGUCUGUUCCGCUGGAGGAGCUGAACCCUAAUGCAGGACCAUGUAAAACCAAAAGAGGAACGGAUAUCAUGGUGCGAUGCAUCAAGCUUUUGAGAGAGUAUAGGAAGAAGGAGGUGGAGGAUGAGGACGAAAACGAUGAAGAUGACUGUUAUAGGAACCAGCCUAACUCAGAGGGUCCCAUCAGAGAGCUAGACACACUAGUGCAAGCCUAUGAAAUAAUUGUAAGCAGUGGAACAAAAGGAAUUUCCCAAUCUGCUCUCAGAGGGCACAUGAAUGUGGGGAAGCUUGAAGGACGCAUGAUAUGCCGUCAUCUGGAACGAAACAACAUGAUCAAGGGCUUCAUGGAGGACGAGGGCCGUCAGAGAACCAUCAAGUACAUUAGCAAGAUCUUCGUGGAGCAGAGUGACUUGAAUCGCCAGUUUGUGAAGGAGAAGGCGCGGAGCGAGCAGCUGAGGACGGGCAAGACGGCAGAUGUGAGCGAGGUGGAGGUGUCGCUGUCGCCGCCUGCGGAGGAUGUGUCCAUGGUGGAGGAAGAGCAGAUGUUGUCAGAGCAGCAGCAGCAGCCUACACCAAAAGGCAGCUCAUCUAAAAAACCUUCUAAAAAUUCAAAACAACCUUUCAAAGAGAAGUCCUUAAAGCCAACCCCAUUAAAACAAACCAAACUGGACUUUCCCAUCCUGCAGUCAACACCUAUUAAGCCAUUUACUCCUAAACGAGUGCGUGGAAGCCAGACCAAGCGGGUGGUGCAGGAUGUGGACCAAGGUGACACAAGUCUGGACACAACCUGCAGCCAGAGCGCACACAGCAGUAACGUUAAUGACACCAGCGUGACGAUCGUGGAGCAAGUCAUCGGUCAAAAGGAGUCACGGCUUCUCAAAUCGGGGAAAUGUUCCCAGCGAAUGCCGCAUUCCCAUCAGACAUACCGGCUGCUGAAGCGCAAGAACCUCAUUAUCGAAACCAUCCGCAGCGUCAAACUCAUCGACAGCCUGCACUCGCUGCAGAAGAUGAUCGUGGAGGAGGAGAAGCAGGAUGGAGUGUCUACCAGAUGCUGCAAAAAAUCCAUCAUGAGGCUGCUGAGAAGCCUCUCCAGAGAGGGAAUGCUCAAACUGUUCUGCACCACCAUUAUACAGGAUGGCAUCAGCAAAAAGGUGGAGUUUGUGGUCCAUCCCUCCGUAACCCCAGAUGACCCCUUGGUGAAAAGUGCCAUUGAACAAAUCAGAUUCCGCAUCUCAAGCUCCUAUUCACAACAGAGGAUGAAAGUGCCUCAGGCUAAUGUGGAGGAAGAGAACCAACAAGGGGAUGACACUAAGGGCAAAAAGAAGGGAGCCGGUCCCCAGAAGACGCCUGUGAGCAGAACCAAAGGAAAAGCGCAAGCCAAGGAGAAGUCCUUCAGGCCUUCUAUUGUUCCAGGCCUUGGUCGGUCCCUUGGAUUUCAGCCUAAAAUACCUCGCCUUAAACUGGUGCACUUAUUCCUGUGGUACCUCAUCUAUGGCCAUCCUUUGAGGAGGUCAAGUGCUGAUGAAGAAGGAGAAGAGGGUAAACGGAAUGAAUCAGCCAAUCAGAGUUCAGAAUCUCAGUCGUCCAAUCAGACUGAAGAUAAAGCCUCCACUCCCGAUCCUCAUUUGUCAGGGACGGCAGGCGACAAGGACGGAGCGGUCAGCGAGACCAAAAACGAUCAAAUCAAAGUGUAUGUGGACGAAUUGACAUGGAGAAGGUACAUACCCCCAACGCCCCUGCACAGAGAAUUCAGCUACGGCUGGGCCCUCACCAGCGACAUGCUGCUCUCACUACCUCUCUCCGUCUUUGUCCAGAUCAUCCAAGUCAGCCACCAGGUCGACGGUUUGGAUGCAUUCCUGAGUGACCCUGUGAAGCAGCACUACCUCAUUAGAUUUCUUCCUGGGGAGAUUAAAAAGCAGCUCUUAUACAAAAGGAGGUAUAUAUUUAGCUUUCAUGAGUGUAUGCAACGCUUGUGCUACAUGGGACUAAUGCAGUUUGGACCGAUUGAAAAGUUCCAAGACAAAGAUCAGAUCUUUGUCUAUCUGAGGAAGAAAGCCACCAUUGUGGACACCACCACUUGUGAGCCCCACUAUAAUCUAGCUAUGUCAAGCCGGCCUUUCGAACAUCGCCGUUACGUUUUCGACACCCUGCAAGAUGUGGAGAACUACUGGUUUGACCUGCAGUGUGUCUGCCUUAACACCCCUUUAGGUGUGAUAAGAGGCCCGCGCAGGAGGGGUCAGGCCACUGGCGCGGAGGAGGAAGAAGCGGAACCUGCGGAGCAGAUGCGGCCAGACGAGAAGUACUCGCGGUUGGCGUAUACGCUAAAGGGCAGCGCGGAGGUGACGGACGAUGGGGCGAUUCCCGGGGACGGUAAGGGAGCCGGAGGAUUGGACUCCGCCUUCUUCAGCCACUUGAAGCGGAACUGGAUCUGGAUGAGCUACCUCCUCUGCAAACCUAGAACGCCUGGCAGCUCUUAUGACAGUAACCCUACCCUCAGACUGAACAAUCUCCUGUCCAAGCACCUAUUGCCUCUGUCUAUGCCUAGCGGAAGCAGAACGGACCCCCGGUUGCCAGUGAUGGAGGAAAAGAUCCAGGUCACCGUCGAGUCCAGCGAUAGGAACUCGCGAGUUGCGGGCGGGAAGAAACAGAAGCGCAAGAAGCAGAAGAAGGAACCCGCGAAGCAGGCCAAGAAGAAGAAAAAAGUGGGGAACCCUCCGAAAAAACGGGCGCGCCUCCCUUUCCACGACGAAGCCGACCUGUCCGCCCUCAAGAGGAUGACUCGACAGCGAGUGACUUGGACCGUGCGGGAGGACAGUCUUCUGAUGCUGUGCCGUGUUGCUAGCCACUUUCUCAAUCGCAAGAUUAAGAAGCCCUUCGUCCCCUGGCAAGUGGUGCGAGACCAGCUCCACGCUCAGUUCGAGGAAUCUCUGGACAAGACGUCCCUGUCGGUGGGCCGGCGCUCGCGCUACAUCAUGAAGAACCCCCAGACCUUCCUCAACUUCAAAAUAUGCCUGGCAGAGGUGUACCAAGAUAAAUCUCUCGUUGAGGACUUUCAGAACAGGAGCAACAACUACGAGGACUCAGAGGUGUGCGCCUCUGAGUUCAAGGAGUUUGUCGCCACCCUGAGGCAGAAGUUCAGCACAGAUUCAGGAGACUGUUCUUUUGAAAUCCCCGACAGCAAAGAGGAUCUUUUCAAAAGAUUCAAGGUCUAUGCCAUCGGAGAGGACUCUGAGGAGAACAUGAAGGACACCCUCACCAGCGUUGAAGACAUCCAUUCCCUGGUGCUCAAUAACUUGAUCCAGAGCACCCUGGUGCUGUCCACCAUACAAAUGAAGAGCUGUCGCUCCUUUCAGACCUUCCAUAUAUACAGCAGGUACAAGCAAGAGCUUCUUUACAGGGCCUUUCUGAAGUGUCAGAAGCAAGGCCUUGUGAAUCGUCGCCGCGUUCACAAGAUCUUUGGGCCCAAGAAGUGCCGGGCGCUGCCUUUUCUUCCCAUGUCCUACCAGCUGUCUCAGACCUACUACAGGUGCUUCACCUGGCGCAUCCCUAACACCAUCUGCACCGAGGCCUUCGAGUUCCUGGAAACCCUGCGGAGCUGCGGGAAGGAUGACCGGCCCAACAAGUUCGUAUUUCAGAACCAGGAGACGAGCGAGACCGAGCCAGAGCCUGAGUCGGACAUGGUCCUGUUCCCCCUGGACGGCAGUGGUGGCGCCUGCGUGAUCUGCAUGAGCCUGAUGGUGCUGGGCCUGCUGUCCGUGGAGCUGACCAUCCCUGACCAGAUCGUGGUGGUGGACAGCACCUUGGUGGAGAACGAGUUAAUAAAGAGUGCCGGAAAGGACGUGGCAGAAGAUGACGAGGACGACGACAUGGAGGAGGGCGAAGGGAAGAAGAAGUUUGAGGUGAAUCCCCGUCAGGCCUCCCGCACCAACUACCUGCUGAUGCGGGGCCUCUCCGUCCCGGGAAUCGUCAGCAUGCGCAACCUCAACACCUGUGACAACGUGGUGGUCAACUCCUGCACCAUGAGGGUGAAGCUUCGCAACACCCCUGCCCACGCCCUCUUCAGCUCUGACUGGGACGGCAGCCUCAUAGAUGGCGGGUUGCAGGGGGAGGCCUGCUUGCCCAAGCUUUUCACCUACCUAAUGAGGCGCUCCGGCGACUCCGGCGCCUCGGAGAGCUUCAGCGACCGCUGCGUCAACGCGUACGGCUACAGCGCCGAGGACCUGCGGGCCGCGCUCGACAUCCGCGCCGCCCUGGAAGCCGCCGGGUCCUUCGGCUGCGACAGGCUGGAGCUCAGCCGCAGCUUCUCCGCCCUCGAGGAGGCGCGGGACGGCAGGACCAGAACAUUCCAUCAGUACCUGCAGGACCUAGUGAACCUGGAGGAGAUGCUGGUUGUCGGAGGGAAAACUGUGCGCGUGGUGGCUGUGAAAUAUGCCGACCCCUGGCUAGUGCACACCCAAACUGCCGAGAGGCAGCCUAGCAGGAGCAAGGACCCCUCCUCACAAAAGCUGACGCCCAGGAAGAGGACCCGGCCACAGGGGGGGGAAGAGCAGCCGGCGCCCCCGAGGAAAAGGCCCGCCUUGGAAACGGAGAAGGAAUCGGCUUCCGGAAAAAAGAGGCGUCUCAGUGAAGAGGCGGAGCCAGCGAGCGCUCAUGCACCCAAGGGAAUGGAAUUCUCCGAACAGUCAGCAGGGCCGGAUGCAGAUGCAGGGCCGGAUGCAGAUGCGGGGCCCGACGCAGAUGCGGGGCCCAACACAGAUGCGGGGCACGGGGCCCAAAUGGAGGAUACCGCUAAAGGAGAGGCCCCAACUUGGGAGGGAGGAGAGGGGCCGGACGAAGCGUCACCCCUACCGCCAUCUCCCGUCGGUGAUCCUCCUGCUCAGUCCAGUGAGAGCACGGAUGCAGAGCACACUCAGACUAAAGAUGGAAAUGACAGCCAUGUUGAAAGUGCGUUCGACAAGGUGAGCUUCAUCAGCCGGCCCUGGCGCAUCGUGGACGGGAGCCUGAACAAGCCCGUGUGCAAGGGCAUGCUGGAGUCGCUGCUCUCGCACAUCAUGUCCAAGCCGGGCCUCCCCGAGUCGGCACUGGUGGAGCACUACCGAGGCGUCCUGCAGCCCGUGGUCCUUCUGGACCUUCUGCAGGGUCUGGAGGAGAUGGGGUGCGUGCGGAAGAGGUACAUGAUGGGACGGCCCCGGGCGUCCCUCUUCUCUCCCGCGCGUGCGGCCGAGGUGAAGGAUGAAGGGGUGAAGCUCAGAGACAACGCCACCGCGUUCUACGAGCCCGAGGUGGACUGCUGCCUGAGGCUCAGCAAGGUCUUCCCUCACGAGGCCAACUGGAACAAGUGGGUCCCCUUCAUACACUCCUGAGAACAGGACCACCACCAGGCCAAAACGUGCGCUUUUCUCAUUCCGUUUGAAAUUCCACAGACUAAUUGUAUUUCCUUUGGUAUGUUCUUGUACGACUAUGUGUGUCAUUCUCAGAAUCUUAAUCCCAAUAAACAGGUAAUUAAAGCUUAAA